Molecule: messenger RNA, 909 nt
Organism: Phytophthora sojae
Lineage: Eukaryota; Oomycota; Peronosporomycetes; Peronosporales; Peronosporaceae
Exons: 4
Coding region: 1-909 (302 amino acids)
Source: RefSeq, a predicted model, not a curated record
AUGGAGACCCGAUCCUCGCCGUCCAUGGGCGAGCUGCGCGCCGUCGCGCACGAGCGCGGCCUCAAGUACUACAUGCACCUGUCCAAGCCCGAGCUCUUCUCGCUGCUGCAGCGCAAGGAAGGCGGCGGCUCGUCCAAGCCCGCGGCUGCGACGCCCACGGAGGACGCCAAGGAGGACGCCAAAGAGGACGUCGUGCGCCGCGUGGAGACGGCGGCCACGCGCUCCAGCGAGCGCCUCUCGAGCCGCCAGCAGAAGCGCAAGACGCGCGAGGACGACAAGCUGGACGCGCCGCAAGACAAGAAGAAGGCCAAGGUCGUGAUCAACACUCUCGACCCCAUCAUGCUCACGGAGCUGGGCCCGCACACGUUUGAGUUCACACGGAGGAAUGGGUCCGUGGUCGUAUACAAUGUAGAAUCGCUCGUGCAGUAUAUCCUCGCGACGGGGGACUUCUCCGAGCCGGAGACGCGGAUCCCGUUCUCGGACGAGGACCUGCGCAGGAUUGAUUUAGAGGCGAGCAAGGCAAAGUUAAGUGAGAACAGCGUCGUAGACGCAAAGAAGAACAAACACAAGUUUGAGGAGCAGAAGGUCAAGCGGGAUGGCAUCUUGGGUCUGGAGCGCUGCGCUUCAGAGUAUGUGAACAAGAUGCUGGAUAUCGUCGAAAGCGACGACCCCGAAGAGGGUGAGAUGCUGCUCAUCAUGAGCGUGUUCCCGUCGUUCUCGGACAUUUUUGAGCAGAUCCGGAGGAGUGACUCGGAGUACGCCAAGCACAGCAUGGGCCACUUCAUCCAGUACAUGAAGGGCCCCAAGAACCGCCCCACCGACGACCACAGCGGCCUGCUGCCGGUCAUUUUGGGCUUCCUCGAGGACGUCGCCAAGGGCAAGCAAGGCGCGAGCGCCUUUGGGUUUUGA